Diplodia corticola is the source of this 1335-nucleotide messenger RNA. RefSeq names its product chalcone-flavanone isomerase. The coding region runs from base 1 to 1335 and encodes 444 amino acids. Gene Ontology annotation, molecular function: intramolecular lyase activity. The record is from RefSeq and is a predicted model, not a curated record. The transcript has a single exon. NCBI's taxonomy places the organism in Eukaryota, Fungi, Ascomycota, Dothideomycetes, Botryosphaeriales, Botryosphaeriaceae.
AUGUCGUUCAAAUUAACCGCCCGCAAUCUCACACGACUACGCGCACUCCAUGGUCUCACCUAUUCGGGUCAGCCGUCGUCAACCCUGUUUCGCGCCGCACCCGCAUGCCAGUCCAUUCGCUACAACUCGGCGCGCGCACCGUCGCGCAACUCGAGCGACGAUCUUUUGGAACUUGAGAACCUCUUGGACAGAAGUCGCAGCUCCUCGCGCUACAGCUCCCGCGCUACGGAAGAGCACGACUUUGACCAUGUAAACCCGCUUGACCCAAUUGCCGUCCACCGCGCCGAAAUCGCUCGUCGUGCAUACUACUCUCGGCGUCGGAACUAUGCGGCACUAGGAUGCAUACUCAGCAUCCUCAUUCCUAUGGUGGUUGUAUACAACGUCGACUUGGAAGACCUUCGGAAGAGACACUCGGAAAAGACAGAUGCGCCGUCCAACGUCACUCGCGAAUUCCAAGGGAGGAAGGUCGUGAUCGCGCCUGGCAGUGAGAAGCUUCAGGCAAUAGGCGAAGAAGUCAUCGAGCUGGUAGAGACGGGGACAAGCAGCGUACCCGUUUUCCCGAAAACUAUCAGGCUCCCAAAUGCAGAGGGCGAUGCCGGGGCAGCGAAGGCGGAGAAGGACACUGAAUACACACUGCUUGGACUUGGUAUCCGAUCCGUAUCCUUCCUGGGUAUACAGGUCUACGUUGUCGGGCUGUACGUGGAGACCUCGGCACUGCCUAGGUUGCAGGCUGCGCUCAUCAAGCAAGUCAACCCUAUGGCUUCCGCUCUGAUACCCGGUGAGAAAGACCAGCUUCGCAAGAGCCUCGUGGACCCGGUAGAAUCGAAUGCUAUUUGGGAGUCUCUGCUGAAGAAUCCGGAACUGAGGGCUAACAUGGCCUUCCGCAUCGUUCCGACUCGCGACACCAACUUCGCGCAUUUGCGCGAUGGUCUGGUGCGUGGUAUCACGAAGCGCAUGCAAGAAGCAAACAUUGCUGCACAACAGGCAAAGGUUGAGCCUGAGUUCAAUGAUGAGGCGUUCGGUCAGGCAAUGAAGGAUUUCAAGGCGCUUUUUAACUCACGUGGCAAGGCUGGGAAAGGCUCUGUGCUCCUGCUCAGAAAAGAUGCCAAAGGUGCCCUGGAGAUGUUCUACCAGGCCACUGGUAAGGACGGGAGCAAUAUGGGACCGUUGGAGACACUGGGCGUUGUGAAUGACGAGAGGCUGACCAGGCUAUCGUGGCUGCUGUAUUUGGGGGGUAAAAACGUGAGCAGUGAGGGGGCAAGGAAGAAUGUCGUCGAUGGUUGCCUCGACCUAGUGGAGCGGCCAAUUGGAACGGUGGAGACAAGAGUGGAAUGA